Molecule: messenger RNA, 1090 nt
Organism: Setaria italica (foxtail millet)
Lineage: Eukaryota; Viridiplantae; Streptophyta; Magnoliopsida; Poales; Poaceae
Exons: 6
Coding region: 37-726 (229 amino acids)
Source: RefSeq, a predicted model, not a curated record
UGGGCCUUGAACCCCUCCACCACACUGCGCGUCGCCAUGCUGCAGCGGGUCUCGCAGCUCGCGCGCCGCCGCCUCCUGUCGCUGCCGUCCGCCGCCGCGGCCGCUCGCCGGGCUGCGCCGGUGUCCGCGGAGGCUGUUUCCGGCGGAGGAUCAAUCCCACUGCCCCGCGGCUGUGGCGCCGGGGUGGCGGCGAGCGGGUGGAGUGGUGGCGGCCCGGGGCUCCGGUUGGCUCGGAGUCUCUGCACCUACGACGAGAGAGAUGACAGGGCGCUUGAGGAGGAAGCUGAGAAGAAAUUUGGAUGGAUAUUGAAGAUAUUCUUUCUAGGAACUGCUGGCCUAGUUGGCUACCAAUUCUUUCCAUAUAUGGGGGAUAACCUACUUCAGCAAUCUAUUUCUCUUUUGCGUGUCAAGGAUCCCUUGUUCAAACGGAUGGGAGCUUCCCGGUUAGGUCGUUUUGCAGUGGAUGACCAAAGAAGAAUGAAGGUGGUUGAGAUGGGGGGAGCUCAGGAACUUCUUAAUGUAUUGGAAGGUGCUAAAGAUGAUAAAACACGUAAAGAAGCUCUAAAAACUCUUGUUGGACUUUCAAAAUCUGAAGAAGCAGCAGGAUUUUUGGACAGGGCAGGUGCCUAUGCAAUAGUCAGUUCCACUCCCAACUCCCCAGAAUAUGCUGAGAUCGAGACUUACAAGGCUAGUCUUCUGAAGGCGUUUGAUCAGCUGAAGUCAUGACGCUGCAAUGCCAAUGACUACGAGAGUUGAUUCAGCAAUAUGUUGUGGCGGCCAAUGCCCUAGAUUUUGAGUCGACAGGAAUUAUAUCGAGCACAUCCUGGUGGCCUUUCUUUGACCAGGCAUCGGUUUGUUGCUGGGAAUGUAUGUCUUGUACUUUGUUCCAAACAGGCAGCACUUUUUUUUUGCCCUUUUUUGCAGGCCAAUAAUAAGAGCUUUCUUUGCUUAAAGCGGGGUUACACUCCAAACAGGCAGCACAUGGACAGUUGGGUGUUGGUUUGGUUGUAUGAUGCGCACUGAAUCGGACUUUUAGUCGAGGAACACAUCGUUUCAGAUUCACAAUGCCAGUGACGUCUAAAAUACUUUC